AUCGGGAUCUGAGGAUGUCACGACGCAGUAACGGCCGAAUGUAAGUAACGCGUCACACAACCUCUUCUGUUCCGCUCAACACACCUGGUUCGCGGUCGCAGCGUUCCUCACUGGCUCGACCAGUUUCUCAGUCAGCAGCAUGCGACCUUCAUUGCAGGCUGCGCGGCCUUUUGUGAACUGGCUGAAGACCCCGGGAACAAAAGGUGCACCCUCUGUGCCAGCGAAGGGCCGGCCUGCGACGAAGCCCGUAACCGCACUUGCUACGGUCCGGAACGAGGGCGCGCUGCGCCCACACCUCGAUAUUCCCGUGAAUCCGAAUCAUGGCCUGUAUGGGUUUUUCCGGAGGAAUGAGGUGGACGGCGUGGCGAAGUACGAGACUUUAGAUGUGUUCGACUCAACGCAGGCCAUGAGCGGUACGUCUGUCUUCACCUAUGGUAUGUCCUACUGCGGG
Fomitopsis serialis is the source of this 451-nucleotide messenger RNA. RefSeq lists its product as uncharacterized. The transcript has 2 exons. The record is from RefSeq and is a predicted model, not a curated record. The annotation marks the transcript as partial. NCBI's taxonomy places the organism in Eukaryota, Fungi, Basidiomycota, Agaricomycetes, Polyporales, Fomitopsidaceae.